UACGAUCCCAAAUAUAUCAAAAUGACGAUCGAAGGAAAAAGUCUCACAUUGGAAGAUGGAGUUUUUGGAAUGGCACUUAGUCCUGUGACGAACAAUCUUUAUUACAGUCCUCUCUCUUCUCAUGGUUUGUAUUAUAUUAACACGGAAUCAUUCAUGAAAUCACAAUAUGGAAAAAAUAACGUGCAAUAUAGUGGAGUUGAAGACAUAUACCCAAUUAUCCGCUAAAGUGUCGAAGAAUGGCGUCCUCUUCUUUGGUUUUGUAGAUAAUUCAACUGUUGGC
This is a messenger RNA of Apis mellifera (honey bee), 280 nucleotides long. Its product is annotated as major royal jelly protein 2-like. NCBI's taxonomy places the organism in Eukaryota, Metazoa, Arthropoda, Insecta, Hymenoptera, Apidae. The coding region runs from base 22 to 225 and encodes 67 amino acids. The transcript has 2 exons. The record is from RefSeq and is a predicted model, not a curated record.